AUGACAGAUGAACAGCUAGAGUCAAAGACUUCAAAGGGAAAACAAAAUCGUAACCGUAAUAUUGACAAUGACAAUGAAAAUGACAACGAUAAUGAGGACGAUAAAUUUCAAACAGAACAAGUUUAUGACGUUGAAGAUGAAAUUCAAGAUUGGAAAUUUUUGAAUAAAUCAACUAUACCGAAAAGAGGUACUAAAGAAUUUGAACCUGAUGGGACCAAUUAUCAAAUUUCAGCAUUAGAACAAUCACAACAAACCAUGUUUCAAGCAAUUAAUAAUGUUAGAGGACAUCAUACUACGAAAAAAUUAAUUGGAAUUUGGAUGAUUGAUGAGCAUGAUCAAUAUUGUUUUAUUCCACAAAUUCGUGGUAAUUAUUUUAAAGAUUUGGGGAAAGCAAUCAAUAUUGGGAAAUUUCAAGGUAUGAAAUUGAAUAGUUUAGAAACAAUUUAUUUAGCAGAAAGAGGAUCAUUGAUUGUAUAUUUGGGAAACCAGGAAUAUUCCGAUUGGUUGUAUAAUAGUGCUGAGGUGGAAGAAAAUGAAGAUGGGGACAAAAAUGUACUGUUCGAUGUGGAGUCAAAUCUAAUUGCAUUGGAUUUGGAAUAUUUGUAUAGUUUGUUAACUAUCCCACUAGCGAAUUAUCAAGUUUAUGCUUAUUUAAAAAGAUUAGGAUAUAUCAUACAGGAAUAUAAAGUGCAAGAUGAUGUGAUGGACAAAACGUUAUUAUCAUCAUCACCGACAAAGGACCCAAAGAAACUAGAACUGUUGGUUCAAUUCACAUUAUGGCCUCGUGAAUGGGGGAUCAUGGCAUAUCCUCUUUUCCAUUCAUUACAUUUUAAAACGAAACAUUAUUUCAAAUAUACUGAUGUAUUUAAGAAUUUAAAAUUGAAUUUUAAACCAAUUGAAUCUGACCCCAAUGAAUCGAAUAUAAAUAUAACAUUCAAUGUAUGGAAACCAUCACCAUCAUUUUCUAAAAAGACUCCACCACCACCAGAUUUUCAAUUAUGUGUUGUUGAUUCAUCCAAAAAUACCGAUUUCUUAAAACUUCCACAAAUACAAAGAUUAUUCUUCCAAUUGUCACCACCACCAUCACAACAACAACAACAACAACAACAAAAGCAAAAUCUUUUUAAGAAGACAAAACCUAGUACCAAAAUGGAAUCAAAACGAGAUAUUCGUGCAAGAAGAUAUGCUGAACGUCAAGCUAAAUUAGAUAAACAAUUACAAUUGAAAAAUGAAUAUUAUCGAUUACGUGAUGAUUGUUUUAAAAAUGGGGGUCAAUCAGUUAUUAUAGCUAUUGUUAAUAAUGGGAUUAUGAAUUUUAUAUCAUUAUCAUCAGGUCAAUUUGACUCAUUACAAAAUGUGAAAACUCGAUUAAAUGAAAUAUAUCCUAAAAAAAUUCAUUCAAUUAUAUACAAUGAAUGA
Molecule: messenger RNA, 1419 nt
Organism: Candida albicans SC5314
Lineage: Eukaryota; Fungi; Ascomycota; Pichiomycetes; Serinales; Debaryomycetaceae
Product: tRNA splicing endonuclease subunit
Exons: 1
Coding region: 1-1419 (472 amino acids)
Biological process (GO): tRNA-type intron splice site recognition and cleavage
Cellular component (GO): tRNA-intron endonuclease complex
Source: RefSeq, a predicted model, not a curated record